UGUGGCUCACUGCAUCGCACAGCGCCGGGACACUCUGUACGCUCCGCCCCGCAAAUAAAGAGACAUGGAAGAGAAAGGAGUGGAGAGUGUGGUGCAGCAGGACAAGACAGGAAAAGGCAAGCAGGCAGAGAACAAAGACCACUGUGUGACAUGUCAUCACCACACACCCAAGAGACAUGGCACAAUGGCUGUCCCUCCUGCAUACUCAGACUUGGGGAAAUCUGCCAAAGACAUCUUCAGCAAGGGCUAUGGCUACGGAGUUCUGAAGCUGGACGUUAAGACCAAGUCCCAGAGUGGUGUUAUGGAAUUUGCCACCUCCGGCUCCAACAACACUGACACAGGGAAGUCAGGAGGCCACCUGGAGACCAAGUACAAAGUGAAAGAGCUGGGCCUCAGCUUCAACCAGAAAUGGAACACAGACAAUACUCUGACCACAGAAAUCACCAUGGAGGACCAGCUGGCAAAGGGCCUGAAGCUCAGCCUGGACACAUCGUUCGUGCCCAACACUGGCAAGAAGAGUGCCAAGCUGAAGACAGGCUACAAGCGUGACUUUGUCAAUGUGGGCUGCGACCUGGACUUCGACAUGGCUGGUCCCACAGUCCACGCAGCUGCUGUGCUGGGCUACGAGGGCUGGCUGGCCGGCUACCAGCUGGCCUUUGACACUGCCAAAUCUAAGCUCACCCAGAACAACUUCGCCCUUGGAUACAAGGCCGGUGACUUCCAGCUUCACACCAGCGUUAAUGACGGCACAGAGUUCGGUGGCUCCAUUUACCAAAAGGUGAACUGCAACUUGGAGACAGCGGUUCACCUGGCCUGGACAGCUGGCAGCAACAACACACGCUUUGGAAUUGGAGCCAAAUACCAGUUGGAUAAGGAUGCCUCUCUGGCUACGAAAGUCGACAACGCCUGCCUCGUUGGAGUUGGGUACACACAAACCCUCAGGCCAGGAGUGAAGCUCACCCUCUCAGGUCUGAUUGACGGGAAGAACGUGAACGGUGGUGGACACAAAGUGGGAAUGGGUUUUGAGCUGGAGGCGUAAAGAUUCGAUGGGAGGACUGAGAAGAAGAGAGGAAGGCGAUACAGGAGAAGAAUAAAGAGCCCAAAUGUGGAAACACCACAAAGGUCCACUCAGCGACACGUAAACACAUCUUCCCUCUGAGUCCUACACACACAUAUGCACAGUCUUUGGCCUUAACCCUGAAACCCCAAGCAGCCUCAAGGACCUCCAGUACUGUAAUUUUAAAGGAAUCAAGCAUUAUUUUGUGUUGGUUAAUUUAAAUUUUACAUUAUUUACAGGUCCCACAACCAAUUUUUGAGCAUAUAUUAUGAGAAUACAACGAAAGAACAGACCUGUCAAGCACGAAAUUCAUGCUGCACUCCUGUUCUCCAAAUAAUGUGCUACGUAUGAAAAGUUUGACCAGACAAAAAGUGCACUUUGAAUUAAGUAUUUGUGUCAUAUCUGUAUUCUGUGAGGCACCUUCCUAUUUUGACUGUGUGGUCAGCUCAUUUUUGUUCAGAUGUACUCUGGGUUUUAGACACUCAUAAGAUCAUUAGAGAGUGCUUGUUUUGGUAUAUUGUGGUUUUGUUGCAUGCUUUAGAGGCUAGAGGACUGAAAACAGAUGCAAUAAUAGCUGGAGAGAAAGAGUGGCUGAUCCUUCUCAGACCGAGUGGACUCACGUUGAUUCCACCAUUUGACCUCAAUAACACAGUUAUAAACUGUGGACCUUCAGUUGCCUAAAUGUCUACAUUUCAGGUCCUGUUUGGUAAAAAAAGGCCAAUGGCAAUUUGGACCUCUGUGUCACCUCUUUGUCUCAUUUUGUGUCCUGUACCUGUUCAACCUUUACCACACUUCAGUUUACCCGUGCUGUGCUUUGUAUAGGAGAGUUAGUCAACAGUUAGGACCUCAAAUUGAUUUUAUUGAACUGAUGGAAUAAAGUAUGUUAAACACCA
Messenger RNA from Chelmon rostratus (copperband butterflyfish), 1950 nucleotides. It is a transcript of the gene vdac3, whose product is annotated as voltage-dependent anion channel 3. Gene Ontology annotation, molecular function: voltage-gated monoatomic anion channel activity. The transcript is spliced from 11 exons. The record is from RefSeq and is a predicted model, not a curated record. Gene Ontology annotation, cellular component: mitochondrial outer membrane. Lineage: Eukaryota; Metazoa; Chordata; Actinopteri; Chaetodontiformes; Chaetodontidae. The coding region runs from base 65 to 1039 and encodes 324 amino acids. Gene Ontology annotation, biological process: monoatomic anion transmembrane transport.